Strigops habroptila (Kakapo) is the source of this 6492-nucleotide messenger RNA. RefSeq names its product BLOC-1 related complex subunit 6 (gene BORCS6). Lineage: Eukaryota; Metazoa; Chordata; Aves; Psittaciformes; Psittacidae. The record is from RefSeq and is a predicted model, not a curated record. Gene Ontology annotation, biological process: lysosome localization. Gene Ontology annotation, cellular component: BORC complex.
AGGGGUCGAGCCCAGGAGGGGAUGAGCGGGUCGGGUCGCUGGGGAGUGUCUGCCCGGGCUUUGUGGGCUGAGAUGGUGGCGCAAUCGGAUCCGCUGCUAGGAGAACAUGGCGGGGGAGUGAAAGGAGCAGCCAGCAGCGCCCCGGUGUUGUUACCCGAGAGGGCACACCCCCUUCCGACACCUCACCAAUCGCCAUGCGAGCAGAGCGCGAGCGCCACGCCCCUCUACCGCGCUCCGCCAAUCCCGGCGGAACGGCCGCCUCUCUGGCCCCGCCUCUGCCAAUCAGAAGCGACACAAACACUUGGGACCACGCCCGCUUCCGCAGGCAGCCCAAUCGGAGCUGACACAAACAGGCACGCCCCAGUCUCCGAGUCACGGGCCCGCAGUGCGAAGCGCAGGGACGGGACGGGCGGUUCUCCCUGUGAGCGCCGCCGGCCAAUCGGGCGGCACACAAACAACCUCGGCCACGCCCCCGGGAGCCGCGCAGCCAAUCCAGGGGGACGUAAAUAGGCGGUGGUGCGCCCCCUAGUGGUCGGCGGCGCACCGGCGACCAGGCACGCGUCGCCCGCCAUGGAGGUGCCGGCGGUGCGGCCCGUGGUGGUCAGGCUCCCGGCCGUGGCGCAGGAGGGACCCGGUAGCGAGGCGGCGGGGCGGAGACGGGACGAGCGCAGCCUGGAGGCGUUGAGCCUGGCUGCCGGCGGCGGAGCAGCAGCGGUGGCGCGGCAGCAGCUGCCGGAGGGGCGGCGGGCGACGCUGGCGAGCGCCCUGGAGCUGGAGGGGACGGUGCUGCGCGAGGGGCGCCUCACCCAGUUCGUAGCCAACAAUCUGGAGCGGCGGAUCCGGCUGAGCGGCGCCCCGCGGGGCGAGCCCCCGGCGGCAGCGGCGGCAGGAGGCGGCGGCUCCAUCCCCGCCAUCGACCCCGGGGCGCUGCAGGACGUGGUGGCCCUGGCCGGGCAGGUGGCGGCGCAGGUGGACGAGCUGCUGCGCAACGUGCACUGCGGGCUGCAGGCCCUGACGGCUCUCAGCGUCGGCUGCAUCCAGACCUACCGUGACGGCGUGGAGAGCCUAGGCGAGGCAGCCGACCUCAGCAUCCGCGCCAUGUACGCCCUGGUGGCGCGCUGCGAGGAGCUGGACCGCGCCAUGCAGCCCGUGCCCGCCCUGGCCAAGCGCAUCCGCGACAUGAAGGGCACUCUGGAGCGGCUGGAGGGGCUCUGCAAGUAGCGCCGCUCGGGCGGGGGUCGCCGCCCCGCCGCCCUUCCGCUGCCACCGGUACGCUGAGCGAGGAACCGCCGGGCCUGCCCUUGCUGUGCUAGUGGCGCGGCCGCUGGGCCUGCGCCGGGCGCUGGACGGGGUUUGGCGCUUCCGGCCCGGUGGCUGCCCGGCCCUGCCGGGGCUGCCGAGGGCCUUCCCUCAGGCGGCCGCUCUCCCGCCCCGGUAGCCCCGCCGCCGGGCCCGCUGUCUACCUGUACAGCCUUCGUCUGCCUCUGUGCCCCGUACGUGACCAGCCGAGAUCCGUCGCCAGUUCGCUGGUAUUAAUCUGGAGGAAGUGAGAUUUUUGCAACUGAUGAAGGAAAAGGUCCCAGUUGAAGUCGCGGGGUAAAUGGCAGACGGUGCUGCUUAGCUUCAGCUCCAUUAAAGAAUUUGGAUUCCACAUGCCUUAUGCUUUCUAUUUAUUGAGGGCUAGGAAAAACUAACCAAUCUUAAGGAAGAGCAGCUGGUAAUAUUUUUUUUUUAAACAGAUUUGAAAUGAUUGUGAACACUUGCUUGCUGCUUACAGGCAUACGUGCUUAUUUGUAAUUGACUUUGUGCCUGGUGAGUAAUUCUCCCUUGUGCAGUUACAGCACAUGAGCACACAGAACACUGCUGUCUCUUAUAGGACGCAGUUUUAAGAGAAGAGGAAAUUUAAUAUAUAUAACAAAGACACUUGGUUACAGAGAAUAUAAAAUCCAUAGAAUAUAAGUGAGAUUCAGAUAACAAAUCCACAUGCAAAGUUCUAAAUAAAAGCCCUCAGAUAAAAUGUGCUUUGCCUCUGUUAGUCUCUACAGUUUUCACAGUGUAAGAGUUCAAAUGGCAUCACUGUGAAAUGAUCUUGUGAUCUUGUUGAGGGCUUUGUUUUUUUUUUCAGUUGGGAAUAUAUUUAAUUAGAUGAGGAACAUGAAUAUGUGACAGGGGUGUAUGACUGACAUAAAAUGGGUACUUUGGGGGAAUGUAUAACUUGAAGCUUUUGUAUAUGCAUCACUGUAUGCAGAAGUGAUCUUGCUGUAUCAGUAAGUGUUUCCUCUGAGGCCUGAGAGUAGCCAAAUUCUCUGAUCGCUAUUGUUCCUAUGCAACUAGCCUCUUACAUGAUACUCUUAGCAAGGCGUUUAGGACACAAAUGUCCUUGUAACAAGAUUUCAGCAGAGAAAUGAUCACUGUGAUCUUAUGUAUGUAUAGUGGUGCUUUCAGUGACCAGUGGCUCCUAAAAACCUUGGGGCAAAGGCAGCCAGAAAUACUACUCAAGUCUUGUAACUUUGGGUUGCAGAGCAGACAGGUUUACGAUGGGUGCAGCUGCUACGCCACCAUAAUCUCAUGAGGAACACUGGGUGAGGGGCGGAUGCUGUGAUAGACGGUGCUUCUGCUUGUAGACGAUAUUGAAUUGUAACAAAAUAAUUUGUUUUUAUGCCGCCCUGGUUAGCAUAAUACCAGUCUCUGGCCUGUUUUGGGUUUCUCAAUAUGGCCGUGUGUUUCCCUCAGCACAAGAUGUAUUUCAUGUGUGACCUUCCAGCCCUACCAACGGGAGAAGGCUGGAAGUGGGCAGUGCCAAGGUCACGCUCUUUACGGUCACAGCUCUUGUGGUACUGUCUUCUGGGGCAUAGCCGUGGCUCCAGAAAGGGACCAGAGGUCUUACAGAGAUUAGCUGAGAGAGAAAAGUGAGAACUUAAGUGCCCCUGCCCAUGGGCCUAGGAAAACACUAAAGAUUUCUUAACACCACUGCAACAGCUGUACUCUUAAUAGUUUUGGGGUGUUAUUCUUGGGAAAGUUUGAACUUUUCUAUCAUGGAGAUGUAGUAGUUUUGCUAAGUAUGUUUCGUAUAUGUUGAGUGAAAACCAAAGUUUGAUGUUGCUUAACUUGUGCGUAUUGUUGAAAUAUACUGGCAAGCUUGUUUGUACAGCCACAUACAGCUAUGCUUUAUUCACACAGGCUGAGGUGAAGCUUUAAAGCAGAUGUGUUCCAGUACGCUGUCGGUUUUCAAUAGUGUUUCAUUUAGUCACCUGUGUUCAGUGCUAAUUCCCUGCUAAAAUUGUCAAGUCUGUAGAAUAAAAUGAUUACUUUUAUGUUUUCAAUUGGUAGCGAUUAGUUGUUGUUGAAGUGCUUCACUUCUUAAUUACUGCUCUUCUUAUUUGGUAAAAUAAUUUGAAAGCUAGUUUAAACUCUGCUCCUGCAUCUGCACAGAGACACUUUAAUGUGAUUGCAGAGCCGGUUUCAGUCUAGGCCCUCAGGCAGUAAUUUCUGACAGUGAUGUCAUUCAUGUGAUGAAAAAGGGAUGACUAGUGAAUUACAAGCAUGAAGGAAGCAGUAAUUACACUGUUUGAAUUUGUUUUUUAAUAUCUGUCUGAAUGCUUCAGCUUGUUUGAAGGGCAGACUUCCCUGAGGUUGGUGAAGUGGCUCCUGUUCCCAGGUGUCUGACUUUUAUGUUUGCCAUCCCUGGGGCAGGCAUGGCUGAAAUGAUGCAAGCCUGUUCUGUGCCACCGCAGUCGAUACUGGUGUGUUACCACAUAGCUGCCUGGUCCUUCUGCAGCGAGAAGCUUCUGUACUGCCUUUUGAUCCUAGUCCAGGCUUUCUUGUGCUGUUAAUUUUGGCACUUGCAACUUCUGGAUGUUGAGUGUGAAAGCUUUCAGGUUCUUUUACCCUUUUUUGCUUAACCUGUCGUUGAGCAGAGUAAACCCAUGCUUGGGUUUUCCAAGACCUUCAGAUCGGUUUGCAUGUAUUUUCUUGCUUAGUCACUCAGCUUUACAAUUGGUCUUCUUUUCCUCGUCAGCUGCCAAGUGAACUUUCAUUGUAGCAAGGUGGGCAAGGUCAAAGAAGAAAACUAACAAAAUAAAAUGAUGUGCAGAGCACUAAGCAGAGCCAGACACAAAAUUUGCUGUGUGCCAGGAAUGACCUCCCUGCUUUGAUAACCGCCAGUGACUGUUAGGAAUUAGGUUAGUUUGAUUAUUCUUAUUUUCUUUUCCUUCAGGAAAAGUGCCAGAUCUGACCAUGAAAGUCCUUUUUCUGAUGAAGAAGUGCUUGGUUCUGCUUCAUUCACGACUUUUUUUUUUUCCUUCCCUCUUUCAUGAGGCUUUAUGUUCCCUGACUGAAUCAAUUCCAUAUGCAUGCUAUUUAAAGGAGCUUUACCAGAUAAAACCUUACUGCAGCUGAAAAAAAACCCCAAUCAGUCACCCAAAGCAGGAACGAACAUCACUGACAUUUCACCUUUAAGGCUUUUCUUCAACCUUAUUUAAUUGCAUCAGGUAUUCAGUAAGUAAAUAUAUCAACUUUGUGUGUGUCUUUCUGCCAGCCAGACUCUAAAAUAUGUAAGUCCUUGUCUGGAAUGCCCAGAUUUAUGGUGGUACUUACACCCAUGAGUAAGGUCUUGGCUGAGUUACCGGUAUGAGGUACAGCAUGCAAGUUGAAUCCAAGAGCAUACCUCUUAGCACACAACUAUUUUAAAAUGGGUUUAAAUAGUAUGGCUGUAUUACCAGAAGACAAAACCCUUAAUUUAAAAGCUUUAAAGUUAACAGCAGCUUUCCAGAGGAGUUGGAGAUCAGCAAUGCUAGCAAACCUUGUUAGCUGAAACUGAAAGGUCUUGAAGAUAGAGGCCUCUUGCAAUAGGUGUCAUCUGACAUAAGACAGGUUCUUGCUGUCAGAUGCCUUGUCCUGAUCAACACUGGAGUGUAGACCUGAGAACAAUUUUAAAGGAUUAGUAGAUUGUAUUUUUGUUACUGUCACAACCUGCUUUUAUUGCAAGGAAAUUGCUUUGAGAAAAGGACAGUCCUUUAAAAAUGAUACUGGGUCCAAUUAGUACGUUUUUGUGAAUAUUGUCUCCUGGCCCUGUCCAGGAAACAUAUCCUGGAUCCUCCUGCCAUGCAUGUAAGAGCACACAUGGAAGAGAGAGAUCCAUGACGUCUCCUUUAGAAAGCUUACCACAGUAUUGCAUCAGAUGCUGGAACUGAAACUCAGCUGCAUUUCACGUUUGCUGCUCCAGCUUGGUGCCUGGGGAAGGCUUUUGUCAUCGUCAGCAUCUGCUAUUCAGAGCUCCAGGAAUAGAGACGUGAUCAGUGGCCUUGGGCCCUGACCUUACACCCUGUUAAGACAACUGUAGCAUUAGGCCCUUAUCUUGUAACAGGAAAAAUGAUAAAGGAUCAAAAUUUCAGAGCUUCCUGCUGUUCUGAUUCCCUCCUAAACAUUAGAAGCAAUGCAAAAAACCCAAACCAAACUAAAAAGCCAUAAUGCCCCUUCCCCUUCUGCCCCCAAGACCGCUGAUUGAUCCCUCUUUGCAAAUCUGAAAGGAUGUAAAUAGGUUGGCAGUUUCGUAAAUAAGAUACUGGCCGUUGAGGAUAAUGUGCUUGAGAUGCCCUCCACAGUAGUGUUGAAUCCUGGUGAGACUUAAGAGAACCUGAGUUUAAGAAAAUGAAAUACUACAUUUUAGUUAUAGUAUCGAUAGGGUUGGAGAUGGGGCAGUCUACACAACACUCACAAAACUGGGAUCUAUUGUUAGCAGGGUUGGGCUGCUGUGUGCAUUGGUCAGGAUGCAGCAACAUUCAUUAACUGGGAGAGCAGAAAAGCAGAGUUAAAACUAUCUAUCUUGAUUGUUUUCCUAGAUUACAGCUAGAAAGCGCUGUCACUGUAAUUGGUUCCAGAAUUCGAGUUAAUGUUGCUGUAACUACUAUGAAGUACCUUUUCUUGAAAGUUGAUUUAUUUCAAAGGAGGAUAAUAAUUUAUGUCAAUAUUUUUAUCUUCAUAAAUGCUAGUUACUGAGGGGAGGAUCCCAGGAUUUUGUCCAAGCUGCAUUUCUUGUCUCGGUGUGACCUACCACGGUUUUUCCUUGUUUUCUUUGUGGGCAGUGCUGGAAAAGUUCCCAGCAUUGAACUUGCUUGUGAGACAAAGAGCCAUGCCCAGCGAGUGGUUAGGAAGCACUUUGUUAAGUUCAGCUUCCUUGUCUAGAAGUACAUGUAAAUGAAGGGGCAAAAAACCCUGCAAACUUGCCAAUCACUGCUAACUUCACAGUGAUGUAAUAAUCCUGGGUACCUGGUUUGUCACUGGGAUUGUUUGAUGAGACUCACUAGCAGAAAAUCCAAAAAAUUCCAAGUGGAAAUCUUAGCUUUUUAAUAAAUUAGUCUUCUGUCUAUGGCAUAAUAUCAGGAGUGACAUUUACCAGCCACUUUCACUCUAAUGAGAUUCUUCUUGUCUGAAUUUGAGCUGUUGCCAUGCAAGGAAAUGCUAACCUGAAAAUAAAGUCCUUUAAAGUCAGAA